AUCACAUGAUACCUAAUAUGUCGGCGUUUAAAUUUGUUUUUAGGACUUUUUUUUUAAUUUGCCUAAUUACUACCGCCAAAGCUUUUUCUUGCCAUUGCGACCGGGAGGAACUAUGUAGGCCUGUAUCAGUAAAAGAAAAUCGUAAAGAGAUUUUUAUGUUUAGCCUAAGAAAGAACAAUUGGAGGGCGUAUAAUUUUACAACAUUAACUACUGUUGUCGAAGUUGGCUAUCAUGAUCCACAGUUGGUUUGUUUUGCCCAUGAACGACGUGUCAGAGUUGUUUCGAUAGCCAAUUAUCCGACAAAUCAAUUAUCCAACUCCUCGGCCAGAAGCCAGUGGGUGCAAGAUAAAUUAAAGUUUACCCUGACUCAACAUUUGGAUGGUAUCAAUUUCGACUUUGAGGAUGCAAUAUCGUCAACUAGGAUUGACUUGAAAGAUGGAUUAUCAAAAUUAGUUGAGGAGACUUAUAGAGUAUUUAAAAAAGCCGAUCCAAGAUUACAAAUUACCUUCGAUGUAGCUUGGUCACCUGACUGCAUUGAUCAACGUUGUUAUGAUUAUUUUAGAAUUGCAUCUAGCACUGAUUUCCUAUUUGUCAUGUCAUAUGAUGAAAGAAGUCAAAUUUACGAUGAAUGUAUUGCGUGGGCAAAUUCAGCUUUGAAUACGACCAUUCACGGAGUAGAAAGAUAUUCCAAGAUAGGAAUUCCUAUUGAAAAAUUAGUCCUAGGGGUGCCGUGGUACGGUUACGACUAUCCCUGCAUCAAAUACGAAGUGGAAACUAGAAAAUGUUGGAUAAAGAAAGUUCCAUUUAGGGGGGUAAAUUGUAGUGACGCUUCAGGAAGUCAGAGAAAUAUCGAAGAUAUUGCCGCUUUCAGUAAGAAUUACACGGUACAUUGGGAGAAAAUCGCCGAAUCGCCUUACUUUACUUAUUUCAAUAACGCUAAAAAGAUUUAUCAUCAGAUUUGGUUCGAUAAUGUAGACAGCUUGAAAAUCAAGUAUAAGUAUGCUAUUAUAAGGCGUUUACGAGGCUUGGGGGCAUGGAAUGCUGACGCUGUUGGCAAGGAUCAAACGAAGAAAAUGUGGUCUGCUUUACCUUGUUAUAAAUGCAACGAAAUGAGAAGCGACAAUUCGAUCGUUGCUUAUCAACUACAGAAUAAAUAG
This is a messenger RNA of Dimorphilus gyrociliatus, 1157 nucleotides long. The record is from the annotation of a GenBank genome assembly. NCBI's taxonomy places the organism in Eukaryota, Metazoa, Annelida, Polychaeta, Dinophilidae.